Acipenser ruthenus (sterlet) is the source of this 1515-nucleotide messenger RNA. RefSeq names its product DNA repair protein RAD51 homolog 3-like. Gene Ontology annotation, cellular component: replication fork; Rad51C-XRCC3 complex; Rad51B-Rad51C-Rad51D-XRCC2 complex. Gene Ontology annotation, biological process: meiotic DNA recombinase assembly; DNA repair; reciprocal meiotic recombination. Bases 130 to 1227 code for a protein of 365 amino acids. The record is from RefSeq and is a predicted model, not a curated record. The transcript has 10 exons. Gene Ontology annotation, molecular function: ATP binding; ATP-dependent DNA damage sensor activity; four-way junction DNA binding. Lineage: Eukaryota; Metazoa; Chordata; Actinopteri; Acipenseriformes; Acipenseridae.
CGUCCAUUCUGGAUAGCUUUGUAUUUCCUGUUGCCAUGUGCAAUGUCGGAAUUCAGUCGAGUGUGUUUUCGUAGUUCGGCAACUUGAGAUCCGAGAAGGCACGGCUGCAAAGCAAGUUCUGUGUUAAAAAUGAUGCAGAGAGACGUAGCGAGCUUUGCUUUCGCUCCUGCAGUGAAAGUGAGGCUGAUCAGCGCUGGGUUCCUGACUGCUAAAGACAUCUGCGACCUCAGACCGACCGAGCUAAGCAAAGAGGCAGGGAUCUCCCAGCAGGAGGCGCUAGAGGUGCUGCAGGAGGUGCGACGGGGCCCGGCCGAGCAGGGGGCAGCAGAGAGCAGGCUGACGGCUCUGGAGCUGCUGGAGAGGGAGCAGGCGCUGGGCACUGUCAUCACCUUCUGCUCCGCACUCGACCAGGCACUAGGGGGCGGCAUUCCCGUGGGCAAGACCACUGAGAUCUGUGGGGCGCCAGGAGUGGGCAAGACACAGCUCUGUAUUCAGCUGGCCGUGGAUGCUCAGAUCCCCGGGUGUUUCGGGGGGCUGGGGGGGCAGGCGGUCUACAUCGACACGGAGGGCAGCUUUCUGGUGGAGAGAGUCGUGGACGUGGCCACUGCUGCUGUGCAGCACUGCACUCUGAUCACAAAGGACACGGAGCAGCGGGAAGCCCUGCAGAGUUUCACUGUUGAGACUGUCCUCUCCCAGCUCUUCCUGUUUCGCUGCCAUGACUAUGUGGAGCUGCUGGCUCAGACACAUCUCCUGCCAGACUUCCUGUCUCAGCACCCCAAGGUGCGCUUGGUGGUGAUUGACAGCAUCGCCUUCCCUUUCCGCCACAGUUUCGAGGACCUGUCCCUUCGAACUCGGCUCCUCAACGGCCUGGCCCAGCAGCUCACCCAGAUAGCCAGCCAGCACAGUGUGGCAGUUGUCUUAACCAAUCAGAUGACAACACGAAUUGGGCAGAACCAGUCCAUGCUUGUCCCAGCUUUAGGGGAGAGCUGGGGUCAUGCUGCCACACAGAGGCUUAUCCUGCACUGGGAGGGCAAGCACAGGUUUGCUUCACUGUACAAGUCUCCAAGUCAGAGGGAGGCCACCGUGCCCUACCAGAUAACACCACAUGGGUUCCGUGAUGUCCAGCUUCCUGACCCCUCGGUGACCCCUGCCGACCCUUCCCUGACACCAAGUCUGAAUUCUCGCAAGCGGCCCCGGGGGGAGGAGGGGGAUCCCUCGGACGCGUGACCCCCAAUGAAACGUGGGGGUCGAUGACUGUUGGACUUGGGAAGUGUGUGCCUGGCACUGGUGGAGCCCUAUACUGACUCUCAGGGGGGGUCUUAAAACCUGCUGCACAGGAAGUGAGUUUAUAGUGCGGUGGCAUGAUAAAUGGACUGAAAUUCAAGUCCAGGUUCAACGUCUCAUUCGGAGAACGAGGAGGAGAUGUUGGGCUGGGAUACUGACUGUGAGGAUCAUCAUGCCAUUGCACAUUCCUGAGCUCAUACUUUCAAUAAAGGAAGAAGUGCUUCAGUUGGA